AUGGCAUCUCACGACCUAGUAGAUUCCGGCAAAGAAGAUUUCGACACAAAGCGUCGUAAUGCUCUUGCUGAAAUUGAUAAUGCCAAAUUUGGCUGGUUUCAUGUACGGACAAUCGUGGUGACUGGUGUUGGAUUCUUCACCGAUGCCUACGACUUGUUCGCCGUAAACUUCGUGACGGUUAUGUUAGGCUAUGUCUAUUACUCAUCUUCUAAAAAUGCGCUACCGACGAAUCUCGAAUUGGGAAUAAAGAUAAGCGCACAAUGUGGAACAUUUAUUGGGCAAUUGCUAUUUGUCAUAAGCUCCGAAUUCGCAAACAAAAAACGCCGUGGUGCUAUGAUAGGCUCAGUAUUCGCAAUGCAAGGAUUUGGUAUUCUUGCUGCAGCAAUUAUGUCGACCAUUCUCCUCGCCGCCUACAAACCAAAUAUUAAAGAUGAUAGGAACGUCAACCAGGCCACCGAGGAUAUUGCAGUCGUUUUGGGUAGAAAGGAAAGAGCAACUACGAUUGAAGAAGAAGAUGUCGUCCGCGUCGAAGCACCGACACAAUCUUGGCAAGAUUUUAAGGCGUAUUUUGGAAAAUGGGAAAAUGGGAAGAUUCUUCUUGGUACCAGUCUAUCGUGGUUCUUGCUUGACAUUGCGUUUUACGGCAUUGGGCUUAACAAUUCGGUUAUAUUGUCGAAUAUUGGAUAUGCCAAAGAUCCUGACCCGUUCAAGACAUUAUGGAAUCUCAGUAUCGGGAAUAUCUUGAUAGCUGUUCUUGGAACUGUACCAGGAUAUUGGUUUACCGUCGCCUUGGUGGAUGUUUGGGGAAGAAAGCCCAUACAGCUUAUGGGAUUCGGAGUAUUGACAGUACUAUUCCUUGUUCUUGGAGUUGCAUACAAACAAAUUCUCAAGACAUCGACUGCACUAUUUAUCGUCAUAUUUACUCUAUGCCAGUUCUUCCAAAACUUUGGACCAAAUACUACCACGUUCAUCAUCCCAGGUGAAGUAUUCCCAACACGAUAUCGAUCAACGGGCCAUGGAAUUUCAGCUGCAUCAGGGAAACUUGGAGCUAUUAUAUCUCAAGUUGGUUUCCUUCGACUUAAAGAUAUUGGUGGCAAGGAUGCAUACGUCGACAAAGUAAUUAUCAUCUUUGCUCCAAUCAUGUUUCUCGGAGUUCUCGCCACAUUGCUGAUACCAGAAACAAAGAACCGAUCACUGGAGGAUCUAUCUAAUGAAAAACAGGUUGGGUUUAUCAGUGGCGUACACCACAAACCGACGGGUAAUACUACUAAGGAAAUUGAAGCGAAGAGUUAA
Paraglomus brasilianum is the source of this 1293-nucleotide messenger RNA. NCBI's taxonomy places the organism in Eukaryota, Fungi, Glomeromycota, Glomeromycetes, Paraglomerales, Paraglomeraceae. The record is from the annotation of a GenBank genome assembly.